GAAUAACCUGUCAUACUACCUCAAUCAAAUAAUAAUUAUUGAAAUAGUUUCGAAUUUCGUAAUUUUCGAAAUGACGUACCGGUUCCGCAAAAAAACUUUAUUUUUGUGUUUGGUGGUUGUUGUUUUAGAAUAUUGUUCAGGGGAGGAGAGUGGUUCUUUUGAAAAUGUGACUAGUUCAAUUGAUUUCGGAGAUGAUAAAAAUGAAAAAUCUGUAAGUCAGCAGUCUAGCGAAAUGUUUAUGCCAGAUAAUACAACCAUGAAUUCCACAUACUACAGCGUUGAAAAUCAAGAUUACGAUUACGAAGAUUUCGAUUUGCCCAUUUUGGAGAGCGAAACUUUAAGAAAUUUAAAUUUUCCUCACAGUCUGCAAGCUGUUCAAAAAGCGAUGACUAAAAUAUCGAACAAAGAAUGCAUAAAUGACACAGCGAGCAUCCUUCUAGCCAUUUCUAAAAGAGAAAAGUGGGCUUUGGAAUUACUGGAUUCCUUUCCAAAAUUCCCUGAAAGUAUCUUGUACGGGAAUUUCUACCAAUUAGGGAAUUUCGAUGAAUGCAUUGAAGCCAAAAGUUCGGUUAAGACAGAAAAUGACAUAUCUAAAAAUACUAUAACCGGUCAAUAUUGUUUAGCCGAUAUACAUUUUAGUAGAAAAUUGGAAACUAAGGUUAGAACUAAACGGUCGAUGGAAAAUAUGGCUCUGGAGAAAAACAGAGGUUUGUUUGAGGGCAACGUUAUACAUUGGUCAAUCUGUUUACCUUCUUCUUGCGGACCCAAAGAUGCCGCAAUUUUGGUAAACGAAAUAUUUUUUUCAUCUGUCAAGCAUUUUGAAAUCAUUUCCGUUGACGUCGACCCCAAAAAUUGCGAAACCGAAAAGAAAUUACCAAUUACCACCAGCGAAAUUAUUUAUGGAUCAGUUCUUGGGAUUUUCUUGAUGUUCACCCUGUUAGCGACCUUUAUUCACGUAUGGCAUUUGAAAAAAAUCCGCAGAAGUGCCAUGUACAACGUGGACGAGUUAAGGCAAAAACAGUCGAGCAUCCUGAAAGAAGCGGUUAUUUGCUUUUCUGUAAUUAACACUACGGCUAGAUUUUUCCACACGAAACCCAACGAUCUCAAUUUGGAGUCCAUUUGCGGCGUGAAAUUCAUUUCGAUGGUCACCAUCAUAGCUGGACAUUCUUUGAUAUUUUUCUUCGGCGGACCGAUAGCGAACAAAAAAUUUUUUACUGAAGUGUCAACAAGGGUAGAACAUGCCAUUUUUAUUAAUAGUCCCAUAAUAGUAGACACAUUUUUACUACUAAGUGGAUUUUUGAUGUGUCGACUUCUCCUUAUCGAAUUAGACAAGAGAAAGGGCAAAAUGAAUUUUCUAUUACUGUACAUUGCCAGAUAUAUUAGGUUGACACCAGCCUACGCAGUCGUACUGGGAUUAUACACAACAUUUCUGUACAGAAUGGGAUCCGGUCCUUUUUGGGAGUCCAGGAUCGGAGUGGAAAAAGAAAGAUGUGAAAAAUCGUGGUGGCUUAAUUUGUUAUACGUUAAUAACUACGUUGGUACUGAUGAUUUGUGUAUGUUUCAAUCUUGGUAUUUGGCCGUAGACUACCAUCUGUUUAUAGUAGCGCCUUUUAUAAUAUAUCCUUUGUGGAAAAAACCGAGGCUAGGAGAAACCAUAUUACUCUUCUGUACCAUAACAUCCGUUGUUGUUCCUUUCUGGAUCACUUAUAAAGGGAAGCUAGAUCCUACAGUCAUGGCGUAUCCUCCGGAAGUCUCAGAUCUAGCUAGCAAUUUUUAUUUUGUGAAUUAUUAUAUUAAAACGCAUAUGAGGAUCAGUUCGUAUUGUAUUGGUCUGUUUUAUGCCUACCUUGUACAUAAAAUACAGCGUUCCAUGAUAAAACUAUCCACUUUAGUUAUAACCAUUGGAUGGAUUUUCGCGAUAAUUUGUGGUAUGGCGUCAAUGUUCUCAAUCGUGAUAUUUUACGACCCCGAACACUCUGUAAAUAUUAUAGAAAAUGCCAUGUAUGCAUCUCUACACAGAGUUUCGUGGUCAUUGGCUAUUGGAUGGAUUCUAUUAGUGUGCAUUACAGACAAUGCGGGUUUUAUAAAUAAAUUUUUAUCUCACAAGUUUUUUAUACCUGCUAGUAGAUUGACUUACUGUGCGUAUCUAGCAAAUGGAUUGGUGGAAAUAUACAGUGCGGGCAUUGUAAGGCAGCCAAUGUACAUGAGUAUAUUUGAAUUGAGUUGCAAGACCUGCGGACACAUCGUUUUGACUUUCGCUCUUGCCUUUGUUCUUUGUAUAUUUUUCGAAUCGCCCAUACACGGGAUGGAGAAAAUUCUUCUCAAAAAUUUUGACGUAAAAAAAGAUAAGCAGAGAAAUUCCGUACUUUCCGUUGGUGAAUUAUAAUUGUACAUUCAUUGAUUUAAGUGUUUUAUCAAUACUGUGAAAACGAAUCAUGAUAAACUAUUAAGACUUUUACUGAUCUUUAGGUGACUUUAAUAAAACCUAUCGAUUGUUACAUUUUUUAUAUACUUGCCGUUAGAUAUUUAGGUUUCUUUUAUGUAAAGAAAAUAUUUAUUUACUAUUUGAUAAAUGUCAAUUAUCCAAUAUUCGUAGUUAACUCUAAUGUAAAGGUUUCAGCAGGACUGAAAACUAAAACUAAAAAAUUUGCCUGAUGUAAAUUGAACUGAUGAUUAUUAUAAUUACAAAUUUUAUAUAAAAUAAAAACAUUUUUAGGUAGGUAGGUAACAAUUUGUUAAUUUUUGUAGUAAUAUUGAUAUUUUAAAAAAUAUAAAUAUAAUUAUGUAACCA
Psylliodes chrysocephalus is the source of this 2791-nucleotide messenger RNA. Lineage: Eukaryota; Metazoa; Arthropoda; Insecta; Coleoptera; Chrysomelidae. The record is from the annotation of a GenBank genome assembly.